AUGCGUGGCUCUGACACACGUGGAAAUGUCAUGCACGCCUCCCCCUCUCCCCCCGUGCUGCGCGAGGCGCCCACGGAGUUCGUUUCGGCCCACGCGGGCCUCACCCUGCACCUGCCCUGCACAGCCCAGGCCUGGCCCCCUGCGGCCCUGCACUGGCGUCUGCCUGACGGGACCCACAUGAGACCCGUGCAUGCGCACACGCACCCUCGACUCAGCGACAUCUACGUCCUCCCCAAUGGCACGCUGGUGCUGCGCCGCCUGCAGGCCCCGCGCCAUGCCGGUGAGUACGAGUGUGUGGCCGCCAACGCGCUGAGCAGCGCGAGACGCACUGUGCACGUCGAAGUCACACCUGCGCACGCGCGUCUCCCCCCCAGCAUCCGACCCCGAGGCCCGCUUGCCACGCGUGUGCCCCACGGCGCUGACCUCACGCUGCAUUGCCACGCGCGUGGGGACCCUGCCCCACGCGUGUUCUGGAGGCUGCCAGAUGGGCGCCUGGUGGAUGCUGGGAGCAGCUCUGACAUCCGGGUCCGCGCCUUUCCCAACGGCACGCUCUCCGUGCGUCCGGUGACGUCACGUGACGCGGGGGAGUACGUGUGCGUGGCCCGCAACGCGGCGGGCAACGCGCAUGCACGGCUGCGCGUGGAGUUGGUGGCUGGGCCAGGCGGCUCCUAUCUGCAAACCCGGCUUCCCGUGACCCCUGUGACCCAGGACACCGACCCCAGGGAGGACUGUGCUGCCCACCACUGCCUCCAUGUCCCAUCCGGUGUCCUGGGAGACCCGGAUGUUCGGGUCACGAGCCCUGAUGGGAUUGGGUCGCACGCAGUGACCUGGCUGACGCCGGCCUUGCAGCCCGUGGCCUUCACGUCCGGCUCGGAGGAUGCCCACUUCCGUGUGCUGCCAGAUGGGCGUCUGCGCCUGCGGGGGGCACGGCGGGCCGACGCAGGCACGUACACGUGCGUGGCGGGGCGGGGCCGGCGCGCCACCCUGCGCCUACACGUGCAGCUGCGGUCGCCGCACAUCCGGGUCACACCUGACGUCCAUGAUGACGUGAACGAGGACAUUCGGGUCUCCCCCGUGGUGCGUCUGCGCGUGCGCUGCCAGGCGGAUGGCGUCCCCGAGCCCCGCCUGCUGUGGGAACUUCCGGGCGGGCUGGUACUUCCAGUCCCGUAUCGCAGUCACACGGGGGGAGGGAUCAGCGUGGAUGCUCGUGGGACGUUGGAAAUCCCGGAUGUGCGUGCGCUGCGCAGCGGUGGCAGCUACGCCGUGGCAUGCGUGGCGCGCAACCCGGCAGGAGAAGCCCGGGUGGGCGCGGGCUCUGCCCCCUGCGCUCCGCCCCCUGGCCCGCCUGCCCCGCCAUCUUGGGCGCUGACUCCACCCCCUGACGCGCCGACUCUGCCCUCUGAGGCGCUGACUCCGCCCCCUGGGACGGCGUCGGAGGCGGCGCUGCGUGUGGUGCUGGGCGGCAGCUUCCGGCUGCGCUGCCCCACCUCCACGCUUCCGGUGUCCUGGCGCCUGCCCAGCGGGCUGGUGCUACGUGGGCCGCAGAGGCGAGGCCGCUUCACGCUGGGCGCCGACGGCAGCCUGGAGGUGCGCGCCGCCUCCGAGCGGGACCGAGGCACCUACAUCUGCCAUGCCCACCCCGGGGCGCCGCCCGGACACGCCCCCCGCGCGCCGGAGACCAGGAUGUUCAGCUUCAUUCCCGCCACUAGGCCGCUGGGUGCCAUGGCAGGGCAACGGACUGAGGAGACGCGGAUGUGGGGCUUCAGUCCCGCCGCUAGGCCGCGGCGUUCGGUUGCAGGGCAACCAAGUGAAGAUACCAGGACGUUGGGCUCCACCGCAGCAUCUAGGCCUCUGCGUUCGGUUGCCGGGCCACAGACCAAGAAGACCCGGAUGUGGGGCUUCAUUCCUGCCUUUAGGCCGCUGGGUUCGGUUGCCGGGAAAGCGCGUGAGACCCGGAUGUCCAGCUCCAGCAAGACUCUUGGGCCCCAGCCAGAAGAUGCCCGGAUGUGGGGUUCCGAACCUGCGCGCGCUGUACAGAAGCUGCGGUUCGACCAGAGGCCACGGAGAGGCUAG
Molecule: messenger RNA, 2073 nt
Organism: Dipodomys ordii (Ord's kangaroo rat)
Lineage: Eukaryota; Metazoa; Chordata; Mammalia; Rodentia; Heteromyidae
Product: matrix-remodeling-associated protein 5-like
Exons: 4
Coding region: 1-2073 (690 amino acids)
Source: RefSeq, a predicted model, not a curated record